AUGAAGGACGAUUCACUCCAAGGCGAUGAUGCCAAGUUGGCGGCUUUGGGCCAUAAGCCUGAACUCCAACGUAGUCAUUCGACAUGGUCGAUGCUUGGUCUGGCCUUUGCGGUUCUUAAUUCGUGGACUGCGCUUUCGGCCAGUUUGUCGAUCAGUCUUACAUCUGGUGGAAGUACCAGUGUGAUUUGGGGACUGGUUACUGCAGGAUUCUGCAAUCUUUGUAUCGCAUGUUCGUUGGCUGAAUUUCUUUCGGCAUAUCCUACAGCCGGUGGACAAUAUCAUUGGGUAGCAGUCGCGUGGCCGAGCACAGUCCCAAUCCUAUCAUGGGUUACAGGCUGGAUCAAUGUGGCAGGCUGGGUUGCACUCGUCGCUACGAACUCCCUUCUCUCCAGUCAACUUAUUGUCGGCAUCAUCUCGGUUCUUCAUGAGAGCUAUGUCCCACAACGCUGGCAUCAAUUCCUCAUCUACGUUGGAUUGACCGUCGGUUCCUUCAUCAUCAAUGCCUUCAUGAACUCCAUCUUGCCGCUCAUUUACCGCGGUGCUUUCAUGUGGUCGAUUGGAGGGUUUGUGAUUGUGUCAAUUACAUGUCUCGCAUGCGCUUCUCCCAACUACAACACAGCUUACUUCGUGUUCUGUGACUUUGUCAAUACAACCGGCUGGCCUGAUGGAGUCGCAUGGCUUCUAGGUUUGCUUCAAGGAGGGCUUGGCGUUACUGCCUUUGAUGCUGUGGCACACAUGAUCGAAGAGGUGCCCAAUGCCGACAUCGAGGGACCGAAAAUCAUGGUUACCUGCGUGGGUAUCGGAGUCUUCACCGGUUGUAUCUUUUUGAUCGUCCUUCUAUUCGUCGCAGGAAACAUGCAAACGGUCGCAUCCUCCGCAGCCGGUCCUCUUCUGCAGAUCCUCAUCGAUGCGACCAAGAGCAACGCGGGUGGUAUCUGCCUUUUGAUGUUGCCCCUGGUCUGCUUGGUCUUUGCUAUAAUCAGCGUCAUGACCACCAGUAGCCGAAUGAUCUUUGCAUUUGCAAGAGAUGGAGGCCUUCCUGCCUCUCGGUUCUUUGCAAAGGUCCACCCAACACUCAAAUUGCCCCUCAACGCACUCAUUCUUAGUGUUGUUGUGGUCAUUGCAUUCGGAUGCAUCUUCCUCGGCUCUUCAAGUGCGUUCAACGCAAUUAUCUCUGCCUCGGUCGUGGCUCUUGACCUGUCCUACGGAAUCCCUAUUGCCAUCAACUGUCUUCAGGGGCGCAAAUCGCUCCCGGAAAGAAAAUGGAAAUUGCCUAAUGCAGUUGGAUGGUUUGUCGACAUUGUCGCUUUAUCAUAUAUCGCUUUGACUACCGUCCUUUUCGUCUUCCCUCCGUCAAGCACGGUCACGGGAAGCAGUAUGAACUACUGCAUUGCAGCAUUUGCUGUUAUUAUCAUCAUCUCCGUGUUCCAGUGGUUUGUGGAUGGAAGAAAGAACUUCACCGGUCCUCGCGCUGACAUCCUCGACGCAUUGGAUACUGUGCCUACGAUAGAGGAGGUCCAGCCCAUGCACGAAAAGGAACUUGCUGGUCGGGCUUAG
Messenger RNA from Penicillium roqueforti, 1557 nucleotides. RefSeq lists its product as uncharacterized. Gene Ontology annotation, biological process: transmembrane transport. The record is from RefSeq and is a predicted model, not a curated record. The transcript is spliced from 19 exons. The coding region runs from base 1 to 1557 and encodes 518 amino acids. Gene Ontology annotation, molecular function: transmembrane transporter activity. NCBI's taxonomy places the organism in Eukaryota, Fungi, Ascomycota, Eurotiomycetes, Eurotiales, Aspergillaceae. Gene Ontology annotation, cellular component: membrane.